Messenger RNA from Entelurus aequoreus (snake pipefish), 3335 nucleotides. RefSeq names its product lysyl oxidase-like 2a (gene loxl2a). The transcript has 14 exons. The coding region runs from base 149 to 2380 and encodes 743 amino acids. NCBI's taxonomy places the organism in Eukaryota, Metazoa, Chordata, Actinopteri, Syngnathiformes, Syngnathidae. Gene Ontology annotation, cellular component: membrane. The record is from RefSeq and is a predicted model, not a curated record. Gene Ontology annotation, molecular function: copper ion binding; protein-lysine 6-oxidase activity. Gene Ontology annotation, biological process: sprouting angiogenesis; peptidyl-lysine oxidation.
UGGGACAGCAGCUAGCCUGCCAGCUGCGAGGGUCAGCUCAAAAGUAGAAAAAGGGACAAAGAAGUCAUGCCAAACACCUCAAAGUCUCGCUCAGGUUGAACAUUUUCAAACUUGGGAGAGGAGUCAGCUUCGUCUGAGAAGCUGCAUCAUGUUGCACCCAGCAGUGACACCGGGCCUCCUCUGCACCAUGUUGUGCACGUGGCUCCUGUGCGGCGCCCAAACGGAGUCCGGCACCGCGUCCAUACAGCUACGCCUGGUCGGGGUGAAGCAUAAAAAACACGAGGGGCGAGUGGAGGUUCUCUACAAAGGCCAGUGGGGCACCGUCUGUGACGACGACUUCUCCAUCUACGCUGCCCAGGUGGUGUGCCGGGAGCUGGGCUUCGUGGAUGCCGUGUCGUGGUCGCCCUCCUCCAAGUACGGCAGAGGAGAAGGUCCUAUUUGGCUGGACAAUUUGGACUGCAGUGGCAGAGAGAAGAGCCUUGCCCAGUGUAGGUCCAACGGCUUUGGAGUGACAGACUGCAAACAUUCAGAAGAUGUCGGGGUGGCGUGCAACCAGCAGCGCAUUCCGGGCUUCAAGUUCAUCCGGAACCAGGCCAACAGUGAGGAGGGUGUGCCGGUGCUUGUGGAGGAUGUGCGGAUCAGGGCCACUUACUCGCACAGGAAAAGGAUUCCUAUCACGGAGGGCUUUUUGGAAGUGAAAGACGCAGGCAAGUGGAGGCAGAUCUGCAAUGAGGACUGGACAGAAAUGAACAGCAGGGUCAUCUGUGGCAUGUACGGCUUCCCUUGGGAGAAGCGCUUCAAUAAUAAGCCCUACAAAGUACUGGCCAAGCGCCGAAAGAAGAACUUCUGGGGUUUCUCCGUCAACUGCACGGGUAACGAGGCCGACCUGUCUGACUGCAAACUGGGUAGGGAGAUCGAGCUGAAGGGCAACAGCACCUGUGCGAAGGGCAUGCCUGUAGUGCUCAGCUGUGUUCCUGGACGGGCCUUUGCUCCCAGUCUCAGUACCGGCUUCCGGAAGGCGUACAGGCUGGAGCAACCCCUGGUACGACUAAAAGGAGGAGCCAUGAUAGGGGAGGGUCGAGUAGAGGUGCUGAGGAACGGCGAGUGGGGCACGGUGUGUGACGACAACUGGAACAUCCGAGCUGCAACGGUGGUGUGUCGAGAGCUGGGCUUCGGCAGCGCCAAAGAGGCAAUGACCGGCGGCAAAAUGGGUCAAGGCAUCGGGCCUGUGCACAUGAACGAAGUGGACUGCUCUGGCUUUGAGAAGUCUCUGACAGAGUGCCACUUCAACCGCGAUGCUCUGGGCUGCAGCCACGAGGAAGACGCUGCCGUCAAGUGUAACGUUCCCGCCAUGGGCUUCAAGGACAGACUUCGCCUAGCCGGGGGCCGCAAUCCCUACGAGGGCCGCGUGGAGGUCCUUACGGACAGGAACGGCUCCCUCGUGUGGGGCGCAGUGUGCAGUGACAGCUGGGGGACCAUGGAGGCCAUGGUGGUGUGCAGACAGCUGGGCUUGGGCUUUGCCAACCACGCCUACCAGGAAACAUGGUACUGGCAAGGAGACUCUGCAGCUGAGAACGUCGUGAUGAGCGGUGUGAGGUGUUCAGGGACCGAGCUGACUCUGGAUCAGUGUCUGCAUCACGGGAAACACCUGGAAUGUCCUAAAGGAGGAGGACGCUUCGCCGCCGGGGUCUCCUGUGCUCCAACGGCCCCUGACCUGGUCCUCAAUGCCCAAGUCGUGGAGCAGACCACCUACCUGGAGGACAGACCCAUGUACGCCCUCCAGUGUGCGCAGGAGGAGAAGUGUCUGUCCAGCAGUGCCGACAACGCCGAUCAGAACUCUUACCGCCGCCUGCUACGCUUCUCCUCCCAGAUCCACAACAACGGCCAGUCAGACUUCAGGCCAAAGGCCGGACAUCAGUCCUGGGUGUGGCAUGAAUGCCACAGACACUUCCACAGCAUGGAGGUGUUCACCCACUAUGACUUGGUGAAUGUGAACGGCACCAAGGUGGCAGAGGGCCAUAAAGCCAGCUUCUGUCUGGAGGACACGUAUUGUGAUGAAGGCAUCCAGAAGCAGUACGAAUGUGCCAACUUCGGAGCGCAGGGCAUCACUGUGGGCUGCUGGGACACUUACAGACACGACAUCGACUGUCAGUGGAUCGACAUCACAGACCUUCCACCUGGCGACUACGUGCUGCAGAUUGUGAUCAACCCCGAGUACGAGGUGGCCGAGUCAGACUACACCAACAACAUCAUGAAGUGUCGCAGUCGCUACGACGGCAACCGCGUGUGGACUUACAACUGUCAGAUAGGCGGGUCACGCAGCUCAGAAACAGAAGAAACCUUUCCUGGACUGCUGACCAAUCAGCUUUCACACAGGUAGAGCAAGAAGUGAGGUGGAGGAGGGUUUCCCAACCACUACAGAGGAGCCGGCGCUAAACUGCUAUAAUGAACAUUUCUCACAAUCAUUUGGGACACGGAACGACGGCGAUGUGAUCUGAUCUGAUCUGAUCCGAGGGCGACAAGAUGCGGUGGAAUGUGGCAGAGAGGCUAUGGAACUCAAGUUAUUAUGAAAAGUUUGGAGUAAGGGUGUAACGGUACGUGUAUUUGUAUUGAACCGUUUCGGUACGGGGGUUCCGGUUCGGUUCGGAGGUGUACCGAACGAGUUUCCACACGGACAUAUUAAGUAGCGUAAUAGUGUGUAAACAAUGCACACCGAGGCACAACACACUGCCGUGUGUUUCUUAAAUGCCUCAAAUGUCCUGCAUUUUGAGUUAGGGUUGCGUGUAUUAACAAUGUACGUUCAGGGUUAAGAAGGGGUUAAAAACAAAACAAAUUGUGCGUGCAGCAGCAUUGGUGAGGGAGGGGCAGAGACAGAAAGAGAGAGAGAGAGUUAUGAUAAACGUGCAUGCGUCGCCAGGCUCUGCUUUUUAUCCAUAGAUUUAUCACAUUCAAUUUUUUAUUAUCUAUAGCAGGGGUGUCAAAAGUGUGCCCCGGAGGCCAUUUGCGGCCCACAGCUAAUGUUUUAAAGGCCCACGGCACAUUCUAAAAAUACUAUUCAAAUAAACAAAAACAUAACAAAAGUGAAAUAAAAAAGGUUAAAUGUAAUUUAGAAAAAGUUGCAAUCUUGACUACCGUAUUUUCCGCACUAUAAGGCACACUUAAAAACCUCCAAUUUUGCAACUUUUUCUAAAUUACAUUAUAAGGCGCACUUGUCAGCUUUUGAGAAAAUUGGAAGUUUUUAGGUGCGCCUUACAAUGCGGAAAAUACCGUAUUUUCCGCACUGUAAGGCGCACCUAAAAGCCUCCAAUUAUGCAACUUUUUCUAAAUUACAUUAU